Messenger RNA from Xenopus tropicalis (tropical clawed frog), 802 nucleotides. RefSeq names its product histone H2A type 2-B. NCBI's taxonomy places the organism in Eukaryota, Metazoa, Chordata, Amphibia, Anura, Pipidae. Bases 124 to 504 code for a protein of 126 amino acids. Gene Ontology annotation, cellular component: nucleosome; chromosome; nucleus. The record is from RefSeq and is a predicted model, not a curated record. Gene Ontology annotation, molecular function: structural constituent of chromatin; DNA binding; protein heterodimerization activity. The transcript is spliced from 2 exons.
GGCGGGGCUUCGCGCCAUUGCAGAGCAGGGUAGCGCUGUGGGAGGAGAGGCGGCUGUAUAGCGGCAGGAGAGAGACUAGUUGGGGCUAGAGAAGAUUAUAAGCGCCAGGGCCGCCAGUGAAGCAUGUCAGGCCGCGGCAAGUCCGGGGGGAAAGCCCGAGCCAAGGCCAAGUCCCGCUCCUCCAGAGCCGGCCUUCAGUUCCCCGUAGGCCGCGUCCAUCGGCUGCUCCGGAAGGGGAAUUACGCGGAGCGCGUAGGGGCCGGGGCCCCGGUAUACCUGGCCGCCGUGUUGGAGUACCUGUCCGCCGAAAUCCUGGAGUUGGCCGGGAACGCUGCCCGGGAUAACAAGAAGACGCGCAUCAUCCCCCGGCACCUGCAGCUGGCCAUCCGGAACGAUGAGGAGCUCAAUAAGCUGCUGGGAGGGGUCACCAUCGCCCAAGGGGGGGUCCUGCCCAACAUACAGGCCGUGCUGCUCCCCAAGAAGACCCAGACAUCCAAAAAAUGAGCCUCCGAAAAUUGGGGUCCCCCCAACUGCUGUUAGUGCAGUUCAGCAGCAGCUGGAGAGCUCCUACGUUACGACCCCUUUCUUCAGCAAUGGGUGAAGGAGGCCCUAGUGGGUGCUGUACAUUCAUGUUGGACAGGUGGCCCUCCAGCUGUGGCUGAACUGCUUCAUGCUGUCUUAGGGUAGGAGCUGGCUGAGAGUUGUAGUUCAGCCAUAGCUGAAUGGCCGCUGGUUAAUCACCCCAACCCUUGUCUUAAAGGAACAGUAACACCAAAAAAUGAGUGUAUAAAAGUAACUAAAA